UGGGCCUUCUCCCCUCCGUCAGAGAGGCUAAAACGUCCGCAGGACAGUCCGUCUAUUCCUGUCUCUACUCUAGAACCACCCCUCUAGCAUCAAUGCACAUCUCCUCUUGACAACUGUUCUGAGACGCACACAGACUCCAACACACACAUACACACACCUAUGUCGCUACGACAGGCGGCCAGUGGAGGCAAGCGAGCACAGCUGAGUUGAUGUUUGACUGCCUUCGCGCCAACUUGAGAUCGUCCGUAGCUUAGAGCUAGAUCUGUCUGGUGGAUUCCUCUGUCAACUUUUUUAACUGUUUGUCUUCCAACUGAUUGGCUAAGUAAGAUAGUGUUUGGGUCAGCCAAGCAAACUGACCUCCAAAGGGAUUAAAAAAUAAAUAAAUUAAGUGCAAAACGAGCAACAAGACUUUUAAAACAUACCUUUUCUAGAUUCACCUUGACAACUUUUUGUUGUUGUUGAGAAAAACAUUUUCUGUUACAAGGAGCGUCCAGUGAACAGCCAGCAUGUGGGAGUUCCGGUCCAUGACGUUUUGGCGGGCAGUCUUCGCAGAGUUCUUCGGGACCAUGUUCUUUGUGUUUUUCGGCAUGGGUGCCGCGCUGCGCUGGACAACCGGGCCCAACCACAUUCUGCAUGUGGCGCUGUGCUUUGGCUUGGCGGCUGCCACCAUGAUCCAGUCCAUUGGUCACAUUAGUGGCGGCCACAUUAACCCGGCCGUCACCUUUGCCUACCUGGUGGGUUCCCAGAUGUCCCUGUUCCGCGCUUUUUUCUACUGGGCUGCCCAGAUCCUGGGGGCCGUGGCCGGGGCCGCUGUGCUCUAUGGGGUCACCCCCAACAACAUGAGGGGCAACAUGGCUCUCAACACGCUGCAGCCUGGUAUCAGCCUGGGCAUGGGUACCACAGUGGAGGUGUUCCUGACCAUGCAGCUAGUGAUAUGUAUCUUUGCCGUGACAGAUGAGAGGAGGAACGGACGCAUGGGCUCUGCUGCCCUGUCCAUCGGCUUUGCUGUCACCAUCGGACACCUCAUGGGGAUGUACUACACCGGUGCUGGAAUGAACCCUGCAAGGUCUUUCGCCCCCGCUGUGCUCUUCAGGAACUUUGUAAACCACUGGGUGUACUGGGUGGGUCCCAUGAUAGGAGGUGCUAUGGGAGCUCUUCUGUACGAUUUCAUGCUGUUCCCCCGUAUGCGUGGUCUGUCUGAGCGCCUGGCCACACUGAAGGGCAGCCGACCCCCCGAGACGGAGACCCAGCAGGACAACCGUGGGGAGCCCAUCGAGCUCAAGACACAAGCCCUAUAAACCUGCCCCUGUCUGGGGACAAGGGACAGGCCCUGUGUCCGCCAACCCCCACGCUGGCCCCAUCCCACGAGCACAUACACAGUCCCUCUCAUUGACUCACUAACUAACACAAAGGCACAUGCAGAUUCAGACAUAUAUUGAUGCAAAAACUGUACACACACCCAGACACAGACAGGUUCACAACCUUCAACCUCAAUAUGCAACGAGACUCCUCUCCCUCCAACCUCACUCUGUAUCCUGAACUGGACAUGGUGUUUGAUAGAGGUGACCAGUGCCUGCUCCAACAGUCCCACUACCUCCCCUCUCCUCCUCCUCCUCAGCCACACCAAGUCUUCCCCUCACAUACCCACACAGACUGAAGGACCAGACCUGUCAGCA
Salvelinus sp. IW2-2015 is the source of this 1676-nucleotide messenger RNA. Its product is annotated as lens fiber major intrinsic protein-like. Gene Ontology annotation, cellular component: plasma membrane. The record is from RefSeq and is a predicted model, not a curated record. Gene Ontology annotation, molecular function: water channel activity. Lineage: Eukaryota; Metazoa; Chordata; Actinopteri; Salmoniformes; Salmonidae. Gene Ontology annotation, biological process: transmembrane transport; water transport.